AUGGACCAGACUGCCGCCCGCCGGCUUGCCAAGGCCCUGCCGAAAGUCGAGCUCCAUGCGCACCUAAGCGGAAGCAUCGAUCGUGACUGUCUGCACGAGAUUUGGGCUCGCCGACGGCAGGCAGAUGACCGCUUCGACCUGCAGGACCCGCUGGACGCCAUCCCGCCCGGCAAAGUCGACUACGACCUCAACACCUUUUUCCCGUUGUUUUCUUCAUACAUCUACAAGCUGUGCAGUGACGUAGAAAGUAUCAAGUACUCCACACUCUCGGUGCUCGAGUCAUUCCGUCGGGAUAACGUCGUGCACUUGGAGUUGAGGACAACGCCACGCGCCAUUCCAGACCAAGAAAUCACAAAGAAGCAAUAUGUGGAGACGAUACUCGCCUGUAUCGAGGAGCACAAUGCCCUCCCCUCGAACACGAUGCGUACAGGGCUUAUCCUGUCCGUGGACCGCCGAAACUCCUUAGCCGAAGCUGAGGAAGUUGUCAGUUUGGCAUUGUUAUUCAAGUCGAGGGGCGUCGUCGGCAUCGACUUAUGCGGCGACCCUGUAAAAGGCGAUGUACGCAUCUUCUCCCAGGUGUUCGCAGGUGCCAAGGCUGCGGGCAUGAAAAUCACUGUCCAUUUCGCCGAGGCCGCUGCCUCCUCGACCGACACAGAACUGUGGACAUUGCUGAGCUGGUCCCCAGAUCGGAUUGGACAUGUCAUUCACGUGAAAGAAGAAAUCCGCCAGAAGAUUAUCGAACAAAAGAUUGGAGUUGAAUUAUGCAUCAGCUGCAACGUCCAUGCUAAAAUGAUCACGGGAAGCUUCCAAGACCAUCAUUUUGGGUGGUGGAGAGAUUCAGGGGUUGGGGUGGCGCUCUCAACAGACGACGUCGGUGUUUUCUGCAGUCCUCUAUCCGAAGAGUAUUGUCUGGCCAUCACACAUUUCAACUUGACUAGGGAAGAUGUCAAAAAGUUGUGUGAAGGCGUGGUGGAUGUCAUCUUUGCGAGCGACGAGGAGAAAAACCGACUGCGGGAGUUGUAUUCGUCUUGGGACGGAUGGAAUUGA
Diplodia corticola is the source of this 1047-nucleotide messenger RNA. RefSeq names its product adenosine deaminase. Gene Ontology annotation, biological process: inosine biosynthetic process; adenosine catabolic process. NCBI's taxonomy places the organism in Eukaryota, Fungi, Ascomycota, Dothideomycetes, Botryosphaeriales, Botryosphaeriaceae. The transcript is spliced from 5 exons. Gene Ontology annotation, molecular function: adenosine deaminase activity. Bases 1 to 1047 code for a protein of 348 amino acids. The record is from RefSeq and is a predicted model, not a curated record.